Messenger RNA from Cebus imitator (Panamanian white-faced capuchin), 1879 nucleotides. RefSeq names its product olfactory receptor 4C16. Gene Ontology annotation, cellular component: membrane. Gene Ontology annotation, molecular function: G protein-coupled receptor activity; olfactory receptor activity. Gene Ontology annotation, biological process: G protein-coupled receptor signaling pathway. The record is from RefSeq and is a predicted model, not a curated record. The transcript has a single exon. Lineage: Eukaryota; Metazoa; Chordata; Mammalia; Primates; Cebidae. The coding region runs from base 33 to 974 and encodes 313 amino acids.
GAUCAUUUCACACUUGCCCCAUCACCUCACUCAUGAGAACCAUGCAACUGAAUAAUAAUGUGACUGAGUUCAUUCUGCUUGGAUUGACACAGGAUCCUUUUUGGAAGAAAAUAGUGUUUGUUAUGUUUUUGCUUCUCUACUUGGGCACAUUGUUGGGUAAUUUGCUAAUUAUUAUUAUCGUCAAGACCAGCCAGGCACUUAAGAACCCAAUGUACUUCUUUCUUUUCUACUUAUCCUUAUCUGAUACCUGCCUCUCUACUUCCAUAGCCCCCAGAAUGAUUGCGGAUGCCCUUUUGAAGAAGACAACUGUCUCCUUCAGCGAGUGCAUGAUCCAAGUCUUUUCAUCCCAUUUCUUUGGCUGCCUGGAGAUCUUCAUCCUUAUCCUCAUGGCUGUUGACCGCUAUGUGGCCAUCUGUAAGCCCCUGCACUACAUGACCAUCAUGAACCACCGGGCCUGUGGUGUGUUGAUGGCUGCAGCCUGGGUGGGAUCCUGCGUGCAUUCCUUAGCUCAGAUUUUUCUUGCCCUGAGUUUGCCUUUCUGUGGCCCCAAUGUGAUCGAUCACUAUUUCUGUGACUUGCAGCCCUUGUUGAAACUUGCCUGUUCAGACACCUAUGUGGUCAACCUACUCCUGGUUACCAACAGUGGGGCCAUUUGUACAGUGAGUUUUGUCAUGCUGAUGUUCUCCUAUGGCGUCAUCUUGCAUUCUCUGAGAAACCACAGUGCUGAAGGGAGAAAGAAAGCCCUUUCCACCUGUGUUUCCCACAUCAUUGUGGUCAUCUUGUUCUUUGGACCUUGCAUAUUUAUAUACACACGGCCUGCCACCACCUUCCCCAUGGAUAAGAUGAUAGCUGUGUUUUAUACACUUGGAACACCUUUGCUCAACCCUCUGAUUUAUACCCUGAGGAACACAGAAGUGAAAAGUGCCAUGAGGAAGUUAUGGAGCAAGAAAUUGAUCACAGAUGACAAAAAAUAAAUGAAGAUUUCAAAUCCUUCUUCAAGUUUGGAGUGCCCUAGAAGAAAUCAAUAGAGAAUAUUAUCUUCUUAUUGUUGAUUUAAUGUAAUCUUGUCAUGGUGCAUGAGGGUUAGUUCCUUUGGGACAAGAGACAGGGUGGACAAAUAACACUGGUUAAUGUUGAGUUAGUUUUAUGUGGCUGAAAAGGCAGCAUGCCGUACAAACAGAUAUGUAAGGCUCAUUGCCUUCACUGCUGUCUCUGGUACUCCUGGCUGCUUGGUGUCACUUGUGGUUUAGAUCUGCAGUUUGCCUGUUCUUCUCCAUGUUUACUUCUGGAAUUCACUGCUAAUAGUUACCUAUCUAUAUGUCAACUGUCUAACAGGUUUUUCCCCUUCUUAAUGGUUUUCUUUAUUAGACAUGUUAGAUUCUUUAUACCUCAUGAUCAACUUAGUUGCUCUUCCUGACUCAACAGAAAGUACCAUAUUUCAAUAAUUGUAGAAGCUUUAUGUUGUAAGGAAUGGUAUACAUGGCCUAGGUAAUCUCCCUUUCAAUUCUUUGAGCUGUAUGCUGAAAUCUUUCCAUAAAUUCACCUCGAUACUUCUAGAACCGUGAUAGAACACAGAAAGAAAAUUUACCCUUGAUCUUAAGAAGACUAUCACUGAAAGAGUUCUUGAUCUUAAGAAGACUAUCACUGUUGGGGUUAUAGUCAUAUAAUUAUUAUUUUUGUAAAAUCACUUUUUGGUCCUAAUUUGAUCCCUUCUAAUUUGGAGGACUAUUAAUGUUUCUCUCAAACCAUAAUAAUUACAGUAAUUUGUUCAUAUUAGAAGGAUAUUAUGACUGUAGGAUAGAUAACUCAAAUUAAGGCAGAGAUACUAUGUGGGCUGGAAAUAAAGAGUGUAACCAGUUGGUUGCAGGAAAUUUGAAAC